Mytilus trossulus (common blue mussel) is the source of this 1775-nucleotide messenger RNA. RefSeq lists its product as uncharacterized. NCBI's taxonomy places the organism in Eukaryota, Metazoa, Mollusca, Bivalvia, Mytilida, Mytilidae. The coding region runs from base 97 to 975 and encodes 292 amino acids. The transcript is spliced from 8 exons. The record is from RefSeq and is a predicted model, not a curated record.
UCUAUAUAUAGAUUACAUUUAGACGAUUGUUGAAACAUGAAACAUAUUCCAAACACCGUACAUCCUGUUAUUAAGAUCAAUACAAUUUGACCAACCAUGAGUGGUUCCUUGCAAAAACGGCUUUACAGAAAACUGUGUGUUUACUUAAUAGUGCUCCAUUUAUUGACACCCGAUGUAACUGUAUCAGGUGAAGGAGUUGCUUGGUCGCUUCAAACAAAUCCGGCAGUGUUUGGCAAGGAUAUAGUAUUAGAAUGCAAACUUCCGUCUAGUACAUGCUGUGACCGAUACACUCGAAGAUGGCUAGGUGGGAAAAAUCUUCAUUUGCUGAUAAUGGAUGGUACAUCCUCGGAACCAGACAAAUACUCAGAAUUAUUUGACAAGGAAACUCGUUCAUCCAAACUAACAAUACAUAGACUUAACUCAAAGGAUGUUAAUAUACCUUACCAGUGUAUAUACGGUUUUUCGAAGGAUGUCAAAAUUCUAAAUAUGACAGAAGACCGUUUUGAAUAUUAUCCAGUCGAACCAAUUUAUGUAAAUAUUACAGUAGAGAAUGGAAAUGUCUUGCAAGUCAAUGCAGCUUUAAAGCCAGUUUUUCCACAGCCCAAGUGCAAUGCUUCCAUUGAUGAGGGAGACAUUUCACAAUCACUCAGAGUUUCCAAAAUUAUGAAAGAUCUGUUUUAUGAAGUUAUCAUACAUAUCAGAUAUACUUCCACGUCUUCAAUAUGUGCGAACUUGUUAAACAUCACUUGUCAGAUUGGAACGUUUAUGUUGGAAAUUAAAAGGAAUAUCACAUGCCGCAGUGACAGUCCAGUAAAUGAUGUGACCCUCAAACUUUUGAAAAUUGUACCUCCAAUAGUUUUGUGUAAUUUUGUAAUUAUCUGUGCCAUCAUUUGCAUCUGUAAACAUCGAAAUCGAAAAAACAUGCAGAAAUAUUCAAAUGUCACGAACAGACACGAAGACGGCAACGUUACCUGAACAUUUUUUGCCCAUUCUGUUUCACAUAGGAUAUUUAAGAUGAACGUUGAAUGUGACAUAAUAUACGCUAUUACCAUCCCUUCGACCGCAUUAUCUGAUGCAGUACGAAUAAAGCUUAUUCGUGUUAAGCGUUAAUAACAAUGGUUCUUGUUGUUGAUAUACAUUAUAGACAAUAGUCAGAUUCAUGCUAAAUGUAAAUACAACUGAAUCACAAACAUGUUAUUUUUAGUUUGAUGUUAUACAUGUUAUAUAUAGUUGAGUAAAUAUAUAUAUGUAAAAAUUUAUUUCUUACUGAAUUUUUCAAUUGUGUUAUAUGCUUAAGUUGAAUUUAUUAAGGUUUUUUCUCUAGAUCUUAAUUGUUUUUUAUUAGAAAUGAUUUGCCUGAUUUGUGACAAAUUCCUUUGAUUGAUAUAGUUUACAGGAUGUAGACUGGUCAUUUGCAUUUAGAAUUUAGAAUAUAUAAUAUUCGGAAAAUUGCAACCAAACAAUGAAAACGGGUAAAUGAUUUAUUUGCAACAAACCACGAGAAUACAUCUUAUGAUAUGUUUUACGUUUUACACUUUAUUAUAUAAAAACUAAUUUUCAUUUGAUAUUCAAGGAGUUUCGAUCUUUUUAUGUUCAGAAGACUGCCAUUACACCAAUCUGAACAUUUCGUAAUGUUAAAUUGCUUCUUUGUGAGAUUUUGUUUGGCUUUCCAAGUUUAUAUCAGUUGCUUUUCACCUUUGUGCCAAUCUUUUAAUAGUCAAUUAUUUUCCAGCUGAAUUGUACAAUUCUGAUACAGCAUAUAACACCAAGUUUUU